AGCGUUUAUAACAACUUGGAACGCGGCGACUAGCCGCGCGCUGUUGUGCGGCUGCGGGCUCCCCGCCCCGGGUGCGGGUCUUGUACCCCGGGCUCUAGCUGUCCCCGCGCAGCCGGCUUCCCCUCCACCCUCGCUCGCCUCCUGCCCGCCAUGGAGCCGUCGGCUUUCCCCCGGCGCCCCGGCCCGGCUCCCUCUAGCGCCCCCGCCCUGACCGCCGAGCUCGCCCGGCCCCUGACCGACGGGCUCAUCAAGUCUCCCAAGCCCCAGAUGAAGAAGCAGGCGGUGAAGCGGCACCACCACAAGCACAACCUGCGCCACCGCUACGAGUUCCUCGAGACCCUGGGCAAGGGCACCUACGGGAAGGUGAAGAAGGCGCGGGAGAGCUCGGGGCGCUUGGUGGCCAUCAAGUCAAUCCGGAAAGACAAAAUCAAAGACGAGCAAGACCUGAUGCACAUUCGACGAGAGAUUGAGAUCAUGUCGUCACUCAACCAUCCCCACAUCAUUGCCAUCCACGAAGUGUUUGAGAACAGCAGCAAGAUUGUCAUUGUCAUGGAGUAUGCCAGCCGGGGUGACCUGUACGACUACAUCAGCGAGCGGCAGCGGCUCAGCGAGCAGGACGCCCGCCACUUCUUCCGACAGAUCGUCUCCGCCGUGCACUACUGCCACCAGAAUGGGGUUGUCCACCGGGAUCUCAAGCUGGAGAACAUCCUCUUAGAUGCCAAUGGAAAUAUUAAGAUUGCGGACUUCGGGCUCUCCAACCUCUACCACCAGGGCAAGUUCCUGCAGACGUUCUGCGGGAGCCCCCUGUACGCCUCGCCCGAGAUCGUCAACGGGAAGCCCUACACGGGCCCAGAGGUGGACAGCUGGUCCCUGGGUGUCCUUCUAUACAUCCUGGUGCAUGGCACCAUGCCCUUUGAUGGGCAGGACCACAAGACACUGGUGAGACAGAUCAGCCACGGCUCCUACCGGGAGCCGCCUAAACCCUCCGAUGCCUGUGGCCUGAUCCGGUGGCUAUUAAUGGUGAACCCCACCCGCCGAGCCACCCUCGAGGAUGUGGCCAGUCACUGGUGGGUCAACUGGGGCUAUGCCACCCAUGUGGGGGAGCGGGAGGCUCUGCAGGAGGAAGGGCACCCUGGCAGCAACUCUGGCCGCGCCUCCAUGGCCGACUGGCUCCGGCGGUCCUCCCGCCCUCUCCUGGGGAACGGGGCCAAGGUCUGCAGCUUCUUCAAGCAGCACACGCCCGGAGGUGGGAGCGUCGCCCCAGGCCUGGAGCGCCAGCAUUCGCUGAAGAAGUCCCGCAAAGAGAACGACAUGGCCCAGUCUCUCCAGGGCGACCUGGCGGACGACCCCUCCCUUCGCCCUGCCAGGGGCAACCUCAAGCUACCCAAGGGCAUUCUCAAGAAGAAGGCACCGCCCUUGUUGGAAGGGGCCAGGGAAGACCCUGAGCCCAGCCCAGGCCCUGCGGACCCAGGACAGGCUGCCCCCCUGCUCCCCAAGAAGGGCAUCCUCAAGAAGUCUCGGCAGCGGGAAUCUGGCUACUACUCCUCUCCUGAACCCAGUGAGUCUGGGGAGCUCCUGGAUGCAGGGGACGUGUUCGUGAGUGGAGACUCUGAGGAGCAGAAGCCCCCGCAAGCCCCAGGGCUGCCCCUGCAUCGCAAAGGCAUCCUCAAACACAAUGGCAAGUUCUCCUGCACGGCCCUGGAGCGCACAGCCCCCACCACCUUCGGCUCCUUGGAUGAACUGGCCUCCCCUCACCCCCUGGGCAUCCUCAAACACAAUGGCAAGUUCUCCUGCACGGCCCUGGAGCACACAGCCCCCACCACCUUCGGCUCCUUGGAUGAACUGGCCUCCCCUCACCCCCUGGGCAUCCUCAAACACAAUGGCAAGUUCUCCUGCACGGCCCUGGAGCACACAGCCCCCACCACCUUCGGCUCCUUGGAUGAACUGGCCUCCCCUCACCCCCUGGGCAUCCUCAAACACAAUGGCAAGUUCUCCUGCACGGCCCUGGAGCACACAGCCCCCACCACCUUCGGCUCCUUGGAUGAACUGGCCUCCCCUCACCCCCUGGGCAUCCUCAAACACAAUGGCAAGUUCUCCUGCACGGCCCUGGAGCACACAGCCCCCACCACCUUCGGCUCCUUGGAUGAACUGGCCUCCCCUCACCCCCUGGGCAUCCUCAAACACAAUGGCAAGUUCUCCUGCACGGCCCUGGAGCACACAGCCCCCACCACCUUCGGCUCCUUGGAUGAACUGGCCUCCCCUCACCCCCUGGGCAUCCUCAAACACAAUGGCAAGUUCUCCUGCACGGCCCUGGAGCACACAGCCCCCACCACCUUCGGCUCCUUGGAUGAACUGGCCUCCCCUCACCCCCUGGGCAUCCUCAAACACAAUGGCAAGUUCUCCUGCACGGCCCUGGAGCGCACAGCCCCCACCACCUUCGGCUCCUUGGAUGAACUGGCCUCCCCUCACCCCCUGGGCAUCCUCAAACACAAUGGCAAGUUCUCCUGCACGGCCCUGGAGCGCACAGCCCCCACCACCUUCGGCUCCUUGGAUGAACUGGCCUCCCCUCACCCCCUGGGCAUCCUCAAACACAAUGGCAAGUUCUCCUGCACGGCCCUGGAGCGCACAGCCCCCACCACCUUCGGCUCCUUGGAUGAACUGGCCUCCCCUCACCCCCUGGGCAUCCUCAAACACAAUGGCAAGUUCUCCUGCACGGCCCUGGAGCGCACAGCCCCCACCACCUUCGGCUCCUUGGAUGAACUGGCCUCCCCUCACCCCCUGGGCAUCCUCAAACACAAUGGCAAGUUCUCCUGCACGGCCCUGGAGCGCACAGCCCCCACCACCUUCGGCUCCUUGGAUGAACUGGCCUCCCCUCACCCCCUGGGCAUCCUCAAACACAAUGGCAAGUUCUCCUGCACGGCCCUGGAGCGCACAGCCCCCACCACCUUCGGCUCCUUGGAUGAACUGGCCUCCCCUCACCCCCUGGGCAUCCUCAAACACAAUGGCAAGUUCUCCUGCACGGCCCUGGAGCACACAGCCCCCACCACCUUCGGCUCCUUGGAUGAACUGGCCUCCCCUCACCCCCUGGCCCGGGCCAGCCGCCCCUCAGGGGCUAUGAGUGAGGACAGCAUACUGUCCUCUGAGUCAUUCGACCAGCUGGACUUGCCUGAGCGGCUCCCUGAGCCCCUGCUGCGGGGCUGUGUGUCUGUGGACAACCUCAUGGGGCUUGAGGAGCCCCCCACAGAUGGCCCUGGAAGCAGGGGCCUGAGGCGCUGGCGGCAGGACCCUCUGGGGGAUAGCUGCUUUUCCCUGACAGACUGCCAGGAGGUGACAGAGGCCUACCGACAGGCACUGGGGGUCUGCUCAAAGCUCAGCUGAGGGAGUGGGGGGGUGGGCACUGCCCCACCCCGGGCAAGUUCUACAAUGCAGCUGGCUGCACCCUGAGGGGAGACUGCCACGUCCCCCACCUCCCAAGACUAGCCCCCCCGGGCCAGAAAGGCUAAGCUGGUUUGCAGUUGAGCCCCGGAGAGGGCUGGAUGGGGAGUGGGCAAGUAAAGCACACGGAAGGUUCAGGUCUUCAGCCCUGUGGACCCGAGAAGACAGUAGAGGGGAAGCUAGUAGAGAGAGAGAGAGAGAGGGGAAGGCCUGGGGUCAGCCCAGGUGGCCCCCUACCUGUUCACGUGGUAGGGUAGAGCCACAGACAUCAGGAAAGAGCACACGCUCAGAGCCUGUCUCCUUGCACUGACAAGUUUUGUGCAUGGUGACUUCCUGCCAAGGUGGGGGAUGGAAACCCUUGCCCUAUGGGCCCCAUCCCCACCUGCCGCUAAAACUGGAAUGUGGCACGCCCUCAUGUGCCCGGGGUGUCCUGGGAAUGGUCUCCUAGGGGGUACCCUUCCUUAUAUAUCUCAGCAGUAAGAGAACACGUCUAUCUCCUCGAAGGUUCUCUCCCCUUUCCCAUCCUCCAAACCCGGCCCAGGCCUCCCGGAGUCGCUGCUAGGAAUCUGAAAGACUUGAAAAGGUUCAGCCUGCUGCUAUCGGACUUCAUCUCACGGGCCCGGAUUCCCCUGGACCCCACCAUGGACCUCCAACACUCUAAACUUCUCUGGCCUCCACGCUGCUCCUGCUACUGAGAAUGGAUGUAUCCAUUGCUCUGGGCUUCCAGGACCCUGGAAUGCCCUUAUUUAUUUUUAUGUGUUCAGCUCUCUGUUUUUAUAAAAGUGAAUCUAGCUGCUUUCAAUAAUGGGAGUACCAUGUUCUGGGACAAUCCACUGUGACGUCUAAUUUUUGUGAACAGGGAGGUCUUUUUGCAGUGAUUCCUUACUGAUCAUGGAAGCGCGGGUAUCAACCCACGAGUCCCACUGCACUGUCAGGAAGGCGUCUCUGGCUCCCUCGCUCCGUGCCCUGACUCUGUCUACCUGAUGGUCCCUCUUCCUUCCUCUGUGGCCAGAAGGAACCACUCCAUUAAAAACCAGAACCGUGAUUGGAAAAUA
This is a messenger RNA of Ailuropoda melanoleuca (giant panda), 4490 nucleotides long. It is a transcript of the gene NUAK2, whose product is annotated as NUAK family kinase 2. Gene Ontology annotation, biological process: protein phosphorylation; microtubule cytoskeleton organization; intracellular signal transduction. Gene Ontology annotation, molecular function: ATP binding; tau-protein kinase activity. Lineage: Eukaryota; Metazoa; Chordata; Mammalia; Carnivora; Ursidae. The record is from RefSeq and is a predicted model, not a curated record. Gene Ontology annotation, cellular component: cytoplasm.